AUGGAUCGCCUGCCCGCGGAGUUGUUGAUGUACGUGUUCCUGUUCGUCGAGUCUGGAAAGAGGGGACGGCUCGCGCUCGUCUGUCGAGGAUGGAAACGCGUUUUAGAUUACGCUUCCCUCUGGAAAGACGCCACAGCGUACCUCGGCAAAUAUAGUAAACGUCAAUACCGGAGCAUAGAUACGCGCCAUGUUUCCAAGGCCAAGUUGGUGCAAGGCUUUGAUUGGACUAUUCUACCGCCGCGGAUGUGCGACGUGAACGUCGGGGGCCUCUACGACAACUUCGGCAGACUCCUGACCAUGGAUCGUCGAGUGCUGUGUAACCUGACGCGUUUGGACAACGUCACCGAUGCCGACAUGGUGUUCGCAACGAAUAGUAUGCCCAACUUGUCGUGCUUAAACGUGACGCGAUGUGUGCGUCUCAGCAAUUCGAGCAUGGACACAUUUAAUUAUACGCGUCUCGUCCAUUUAAACAUGUCGUGUUGUAUACACGUUACCAACGGCGGCCUGUACAAACUAUGUAUACCGACCCUGCGGACUCUGCACGCGUCGCAAGUGUGGGAUCUACUGCCCGCCUGUUACGCGGAGCUGUUGAUAUGUAUGCCGGAACUGGAAGAUUUGGAAAUUAAUUACGCAGAAGACUUUUGCGCGGACGUGUUACAUAAGUUUGUGUUAACCUUAAAGAAACUCCGCGUUCUCACGCUAUUCGCGUCGAGUGAGAUUGAUAUACACAAAAUAAAACUCGCGGUGCGAGAUUACGAUUGUAAAUACAGAAAAGUGCCGCUGAAAGUUGGCGUCGCUAGUGUUGCUACCAAUACGUACUACCUUUCUUGA
Molecule: messenger RNA, 831 nt
Organism: Ixodes scapularis (black-legged tick)
Lineage: Eukaryota; Metazoa; Arthropoda; Arachnida; Ixodida; Ixodidae
Product: F-box/LRR-repeat protein 7-like
Exons: 1
Coding region: 1-831 (276 amino acids)
Molecular function (GO): protein binding
Source: RefSeq, a predicted model, not a curated record